CGCACUGGAAGGAAGUGGCCACUGAAGUUGUUAGUGCCCGGUGUUAGCAUCAUCAGUGGGUGUAGCUCAAGUAAUAUUAUAGACAGUCGACAGGAGUGAUACAUUAUAUCGCCAUGGAUGAAACAUACGAUGUCAUCGUUAUGGGCACAGGCCUGAAGGAAUGCAUCCUCAGUGGAAUGCUCUCUGUGUCGGGCAAGAAGGUUCUUCAUUUAGACAAGAACACGUACUACGGUGGUGAAAGUGCCUCGCUCACUCCUCUUGACCAGGUGUAUCAACAUUUCGGAAAGCCAGAAGUGGGUGACAAAUUCGGCAGAGGAAGAGACUGGAAUGUCGACCUCAUUCCCAAAUUUCUUAUGGCUAAUGGCCAGCUGGUGAAGCUGCUGAUCCACACCGGUGUGACCCGCUACCUGGAGUUCAAGUCUGUGGAUGGAAGCUAUGUGUACAAAGGUGGAAAGAUCUACAAGGUUCCCGCUGAUGAGAGGGAGGCUCUGGCUUCUUCUUUGAUGGGCAUCUUUGAGAAGCGUCGCUUCAAGAACUUCCUGCAAUACGUCCAGGACUACGACGAGAACGACCCAAAGACAUUCAAGGGCGUGGACCCGUCCAUGUCUGCCAAGGCGCUGUACGAGAAGUUUGGCCUUGACGCCAACACGCAGGACUUCACAGGUCACGCCCUCGCGCUCUACAGAAACGACCAACUGAGUGCCAUCUACGGCGGCACCUACAUGCUGGACAAGCCCGUCGACAAGAUCGUGAUGGAGGACGGACACGUGGUCGGUGUGUCGGACGGCAAGGACACGGCCAAGUGUAGCGUUAUAGUCUGUGAUCCCACCUACGCCCAGGACCGCUGCAAGAAGGUCGGACAGGUGGUGCGUGCCAUCUGCAUCUUGAACCACCCCAUAGAGAACACCAAAGACGCCCAGUCGGUGCAGAUCAUCAUUCCCCAGAAUCAAGUGGGCAGGAAGGAUGACAUCUACGUGUGCAUGGUGUCGGCCACACACAACGUCUGUGCCAAGAACUACUACCUGGCCAUCGUGGCCACCACCGUGGAGACAGACAACCCCGAGGCGGAGCUCAAGCCCGGCCUUGACCUUCUCAAGGGCGUGGAAGAGAAGUUUGUCAGUAUUGUGGAUCUGUAUGAGCCUUUGGACGAUGGACAGGACAGCAAGAUUUUCAUCUCUAAAUCGUACGACGCCACGACCCACUUUGAGACGACCUGCGACGACGUGCUUGACCUGUUCAAGAGGAUCACCGGGGAGGACUUUGACUUCUCCAAGGUCAAACACACAGACGUCGAGGCUGUCGGAGAGUAGGCGGCUCGCUUCGGGGAAGGGGCGCACGCACACAGACACACACACACACACACACACACUCACACACACCAUGCCCACCGGGUGGGGGGAUUCAGGCCAACUUGUCGUAGGACUUUUGGGGCCGCUCAGCCCUGUGCACACCACUGCAUGUCUGUCUAUCACUUCAUCCCAUUGUAGGAAAAGAAGACUUUUUUGACUUAAAAAUUGUUGUUGUUUUUUUAAUUGUAAGCUCUGACCCCCGACCCCUUCACCCCUCCAUCGCACACACAUGGUCAUGUGGCUGUGUCAGAACAAGGAAGAACCAGGAAGCUGAAGGGCCCUAGCCUGCCGAGAUGUACUUUUCAUUCAUGACUUUUUUGUGGACAUGUGUUUGUGUGCAUAAUAUGACGUCUUUGUCCUACUCAUUCGUGUGUGUUUUAUUUGUUCAGUGUAUGAUGGCUUCAUUGACAAGAUUUUUCCUCCUCACUCACAAUCUACUCAAAAAACAAAAAUGUCUGCUUACUUUUUCUUUUCCAGUUUUUUCUUUCUUCCCCCCCACCUCGCUCCCUGAAUAACUGCGCUGUUUUGAUUAUUGUUAUUAUAAUAAUACCAUGGUUGCUGUUAACGAGCUGUAACUUGUCAUGUGGUCGGAGGCCAGGUGAAAGCUUGCCAAAGUGGUCGUCGACUCUUGUGUCUGGCACCCCUGACCGAGCCAGAACGGACGGGUUUGUCCGCGGCGACUCGUUGGAAGGAAGGAAGGUCAACAGGUCUCCCUGCUAGAAUAACAAAUCUUUUCUGGUCCAGUAUGAGUUAUUCACUGUUGCACCCCGCUUUUUGUACGUGGAAACACGCGCACCAUGUGGGCGCUCUGCCCAAACCCUGGUCUGUCGUUGGGCUCAAGUGUGCUCGUACAAGACCUGCUGAGUACUCUCGAUGACAUCCAAGCCCUCAGGAUGUUUUUUUUCCCUGUUCAUUGAUGAACCCCAGCUGGAAAUGCAUAAAAAUACGAUUUUUUCUCGAAUUUUGUUUCAGUCAGUCGCAUGCACGCAAUUUAUUGUAAAUGGCUUGAAAAUACACUGGUUUCUUUGCAAUAUUUGCUACGACUUAGUGUAAAUGGCGAGAAAUACACUUUUUUAUUUGUGCAUGUAUUUACUAUACAUUUUUAUUCGCUACUUUUGGUUUGGAAUGUUAUCUUAAUCAGCUGGAGUUCUGGAGACUCUGAAUGAAUUUUAAAGAGGAUUCUGAGGAGAACAUGAAAUUUGGGUCAUGGGUGGUUGGUAGGUCUGUGCUAUGCCUCUAGAGAGAUAGAGAGAGAGAGCUAGAUAAAAAUCUGGGAUGGAGGCUGGAUGGAGAUACCACUACAAAAGAAAAAGAAAAA
Molecule: messenger RNA, 2667 nt
Organism: Aplysia californica (California sea hare)
Lineage: Eukaryota; Metazoa; Mollusca; Gastropoda; Aplysiida; Aplysiidae
Product: rab GDP dissociation inhibitor alpha
Biological process (GO): vesicle-mediated transport; small GTPase-mediated signal transduction; protein transport
Cellular component (GO): cytoplasm
Molecular function (GO): Rab GDP-dissociation inhibitor activity
Source: RefSeq, a predicted model, not a curated record